AGCUGAUGUCAGGGCCUGUGCAAGGAGGGAAGAGGACUGGGCACGGGUCACAGUUGAGUGGGAGUUAGCAGCAGAGAACAUCAACAACACAAUAUCAAAAUGAGUGUCAACGCUGUGAAGUUUGCCGUGGCUCUGCUGGGUGUUUUAUUGCUUUUGACUUUCUCCUCAUCUGCACAAGUUGGUCUGAGUGACAAAGUUCUGGUCUUCCCUUAUGAGACGGACUUCAGCUACGUGGCCUUGGUUCCGCAGAAGGAGAUGGGGCUGAGGGCCUUCACCCUCUGCAUGCGUGUGGCCACCGAGCUGCCGGAGGACCGACAGAUCAUCCUGUUCGCCUACCGCACAGCUGACUACGAUGAACUCAACGUGUGGCGUGAGAAGGAUGGGCGCAUUUCCUUUUACCUGAGUGGUGAUGGCGCCUUCUUCCACCUGCCUCCACUCACCACCUUCCGCACCAGCCUUUGCCUCACCUGGGAGUCUCGCACUGGCCUUUCCGCCUUUUGGGUGGACGGGAAGCGUAGCACCUACCAGGUCUACAAACCCGGUCACACUAUCCGUCCAAAGGGCACUGUCCUGCUGGGGCAAGACCCAGACAAACACCUGGGGGCCUUGGAGGCCACGCAGAGCUUUGUGGGGGAAGUGACAGAUCUGAAUAUGUGGGACUUCGUGCUCUCCAGGAGCAUGAUCCAGGGCUGGCACUAUGGACACAAAGUCCCUAAAGGGAAUAUCUUCGACUGGGCCACCAUGGAGUAUGAGCUGACUGGGAAUGUGUUGGUUGUGGAUGAUGACUGACUCCAUGUGAAGUCCAGAGCAGGGAUGGAUCAGGCUUUGGAGGUCGGUGUGGGACUUGUAUGUGUUCUUUUCCUUCUUAGAUUUGGUGUUUUGUUUUAUGACCCUUUAAAUGUUACAUGAAGUCCACCACUUUAAUGUUGCCCUCUAGAGACCUUUUUGUGUCUCAAAGCUCCUGUCUCGAUUUUUAUGAGAACAUGCAGAUAAAUAUCAAACUCAAGAGUUGAUGUUGCCAGAUAUGUCCAUAGGGGGGCACUCUAUGCCAGUUCACACCAUAUAGGAACCUGUCUAAAAUUAAUCAUUAGGUAUGUGAUCUGACACCAGCAAUAUAUUAUUACUAUUUUUUAAUGACCAAAAUCCAGACUAAUUUAAACGUGUCAAUCUUAUAUUUGUUUGCAUAUUUAAAAGAUGAGUGUGAACAUAACUAAGACACCACCUUACACCAUAAUGCUUUCAGCAGCCAUUAAUAAUCUGGAAUUUAAACUGAAAACUAAAAUGCAACUUCAAGUUAAGACAAUUAUUUACAAGUAAAUAAUAUAUACAUUAAAAUGUAUUUGCAGAAUUAAACAUACUGUAACAGAACCACAUUUGUCAGCCAGUAAUACUGAGGAUAAAACUGUGAAGGAGAUAUCUGAACAGCAAGCAGAGGCAGGUAUUAUUUCUGCAGGAGACUAAAUGAUUUAAACUGCACCGAGAGACAAAUAGCAAUCAUUGUGUUUGAAUCCAUUGCCGUUACGUUGCCUUUGGUUAGUGCACUCACUCAUGAAUUUUCCAUGUUUCAACUGAUGUAAGAGCGCUUUUGGGUCUGAAAUAAAACCGUGCCAUGUGCAUAACUAAUAAUGUUUGUUAUUAAAGAGCUCCAUCUUUGAACUCUCA
This is a messenger RNA of Archocentrus centrarchus (flier cichlid), 1662 nucleotides long. RefSeq names its product pentraxin fusion protein-like. The record is from RefSeq and is a predicted model, not a curated record. NCBI's taxonomy places the organism in Eukaryota, Metazoa, Chordata, Actinopteri, Cichliformes, Cichlidae. The transcript is spliced from 3 exons. The coding region runs from base 100 to 789 and encodes 229 amino acids.